This is a messenger RNA of Protopolystoma xenopodis, 612 nucleotides long. NCBI's taxonomy places the organism in Eukaryota, Metazoa, Platyhelminthes, Monogenea, Polystomatidea, Polystomatidae. The record is from the annotation of a GenBank genome assembly.
UCACUGAUGGAAUGCUUAAUAGGCGUUAGGUUUAAUGAUUUCGUCCUUCUUGCAACCGACACCCAAGCUAUCUCCUCAAUAAUUAGCUUAAAAAAGGAUUUUGAUAAGAUGUUUCGUAUGAGUCGGAGAGUUCUUAUGGGUGUAUGUGGUGAGCAAGGUGAUGCUGUUCAGUUUGCCGAAUUUAUCCAGCAAAAUAUGCAACUGUACGAAAUUCGAAAUGGCUACGAGCUUUCCCCAAAGUCAGCUGCAUAUUUUACUAGAAAGAAUCUUGCUGACUCCCUGCGUAGCCAGUCUCCUUACGCUGUAAACGUAUUGAUUGCUGGUUAUGAUGAAGAAACCGGUCCAGAAAUGUAUUUCGCGGAUUAUCUUGGGGCUCUUGUAAAAGUUCCUUACGCAAUCCACGGAUAUGGGGGGCUCUUCACCUACGGUAUUCUCGAUAGGUAUUACAAUCCCAAUAUGGAUUUGGAUUCAGCUAUAAACCUUGUCAAAAUAUGCGUUAAGGAAAUUAACAAGCGGUUUCUCGUCAACCUGGAACGGUUCAAAUUGCGCCAAGUCACUAAGGAUGGAAUCAAGGACCUUGCCGAUCUAAAUAUUGAACCUUGUCAAGCAUGA